Penicillium soppii is the source of this 915-nucleotide messenger RNA. Its product is annotated as TMEM53 family protein. The transcript has a single exon. Bases 1 to 915 code for a protein of 304 amino acids. NCBI's taxonomy places the organism in Eukaryota, Fungi, Ascomycota, Eurotiomycetes, Eurotiales, Aspergillaceae. The record is from RefSeq and is a predicted model, not a curated record.
AUGGAAUCACUUCCAUUCAAUCCUCUACAGCCUAUCGGCGAAAAUAUCCAUUUCUUCCACCCUCUAGAACCACAUGUAACGAGCAGUCCCGCUCUCAUCGUACUCUGUACUUGGCUCGGCGGCGCAACGCCUCAACGCAUCCAGAAAUACAUAGCUGGCUAUCGGACUCUGUACGCCAAUUCCGCAGUCCUUCUGAUCACUACGCGCAUACUGGAAAUCAGCGCACUCCCCUUCAGUGUUCUCCACACGCGUUUGGCCCCCGCCCGCGAUGUGAUUCAGCGAUUUAUCGGCUCUGCCACCGGGGAAGAACGCGCUGACUCUAUUCUGUUACAUAUUUUCUCACAUGGCGGGUGCAAUACUGCCAUCCAGCUGGCUCUCUCAUUACGGACCGAUCCCACUCAUCCGGUUUUAGAAUUUGGGAAGUAUCUCGGUGGUAUUAUCUUUGAUUGCUGCCCUGGCGAUACAUCCUUUGGGCGCGCAUACCAGGCGGCUGCACAUUCUUUGCCUCGUUCUCUGCCGGCUCAAACAGUUGGAAAGGUUUUACUCUACCCUGUCAUCGGCAUUAUCAAUGGUCUCCAGCAGACGGGGUGGAUGGGUUCUGUUCGAGACCUGCGCGCACAACUAAAUGACCCUAGCGUUUUUGGGACGACAGCUGCGCGAUUAUACUUGUACUCUAUGGCGGAUCAAAUGGUUGGAUGGGAGGAUGUGGUGUCCCAUCAGAAAGAAGCUAAAUCUGAGCUGGGAUGUACGGUUCAAGGGGUUGCUUUUCCGAACGGGCCACACUGCGGCUUGGUGAGAGAUCAUCAUGAUCAAUACUGGGAUGAGAUUCAAAAGUUCUGGAAGGAAAGGGGGACCGCGACACUUCCUGGGCUAAUAGACUCUGCGUCAGGCGAUAAGCCCCGGAGUCGGCUCUGA